This is a messenger RNA of Cavia porcellus (domestic guinea pig), 5481 nucleotides long. RefSeq names its product sorting nexin 14 (gene Snx14). Gene Ontology annotation, biological process: autophagosome maturation. The record is from RefSeq and is a predicted model, not a curated record. Gene Ontology annotation, cellular component: late endosome. The transcript has 30 exons. Gene Ontology annotation, molecular function: phosphatidylinositol-3,5-bisphosphate binding. NCBI's taxonomy places the organism in Eukaryota, Metazoa, Chordata, Mammalia, Rodentia, Caviidae. Bases 131 to 3016 code for a protein of 961 amino acids.
CCUUCACGAAAGUCCCUCGCGGCUCUGAACGGGAGGGCGGGGCUGCAGGACGCGGGAGACGCCGCGCGAGGUGGUGACCUCCGGUGCGUCGUGUGGUCUUCCCCGGUAGCUCGAGGUGCGGCGGCCGCGCAUGCGCGGAGCUUCAGCAGGUGGUGCCGCCUCAGUUUCACGGACAGAAAUGGUGUCGUGGGUGCGAACGAUGGGGGAGAAACUGAAGCAGCGGCUGCGGCUGGACGUAGGACGUGAGAUCUGCCGUCAGUACCCGCUCUUCUGCUUCCUGCUGCUCUGCCUUAGCGCUGCUUCUCUGAUCCUUAACAGGUAUCUUCAUAUUUUGAUGAUAUUCUGGUCAUUUGUUGCUGGAGUUGUCACAUUCUACUGCUCAUUAGGACCUGAUUCUCUCUUGCCAAAUAUUUUCUUCACAAUAAAAUACAAACCCAAGCAGUUGGGACUUCAAGAACUAUUUCCUCAGGGUCAUAGCUGUGCUGUUUGUGGUAAAGUGAAAUGUAAACGACAUAGGCCAUCUUUACUUCUUGAAAACUACCAGCCAUGGCUAGACCUGAAAAUUUCUUCCAAGGUUGAUGCAUCUCUCUCAGAGGUUCUUGAACUAGUGUUGGAAAACUUUGUUUAUCCAUGGUACAGGGAUGUAACAGAUGAUGAGUCCUUUGUUGAUGAACUGAGAGUAACGUUACGGUUUUUUGCAUCUGUUUUAAUACGAAGGACUCACAAGGUGGAUAUUCCAUCUAUUAUAACCAAGAAACUCUUGAAAGCGGCAAUGAAGCAUAUAGAAGUAAUAGUUAAAGCCAGACAGAAAGUAAAAAAUACAGAGUUUUUACAACAUGCUGCUUUAGAAGAAUAUGGUCCAGAGCUUCAUGUGGCUUUGAGAAGUCGAAGAGAUGAAUUACACUAUUUAAGGAAACUCACUGAAUUGCUUUUUCCUUAUAUUUUGCCUCCUAAAGCAACAGACUGCAGAUCCCUGACCUUACUUAUAAGAGAGAUCUUAUCUGGUUCUGUGUUUCUUCCUUCUUUGGAUUUUCUAGCUGAUCCAGAUACUGUCAAUCAUUUGCUUCUCAUCUUCAUAGAUGAUAGUCCACCUGAAAAAGCAACUGAACCACCUUCCCCAUUAGUUCCAUUCUUGCAGAAGUUUGCAGAACCUAGAAAUAAAAAGCCAUCUGUGCUCAAGUUAGAAUUGAAGCAAAUCAGAGAACAACAAGAUCUUUUAUUUCGUUUUAUGAACUUUUUGAAACAAGAAGGAGCAGUCCACGUGUUGCAGUUUUGUCUGACUGUUGAGGAAUUUAAUGACAGGAUUUUGCGACCAGAGUUAUCAAAUGAUGAAAUGCUUUCUCUUCAUGAAGAGUUGCAGAAGAUUUAUAAAACAUAUUGUUUGGAUGAAAGUAUUGACAAAAUUAGAUUUGACCCCUUCAUUGUAGAAGAAAUUCAAAGAAUUGCUGAAGGCCCAUACAUAGAUGUUGUAAAACUUCAAACUAUGAGAUGCCUAUUUGAAGCAUAUGAACAUGUUCUUUCUCUCUUGGAGAAUGUAUUUACCCCUAUGUUCUGCCACAGUGAUGAGUAUUUCAGACAACUUUUAAGAGGUGCAGAAUCACCAACACGCAAUUCAAAAUUCAACAGAGGUAGCCUAAGUUUGGAUGAUUUUCGAAGCACACAGAGAAGGGGAGAAUCAUUUGGAAUCAGCAGAAUAGGCAGCAAAAUUAAAGGCGUGUUCAAGAGCACUGCAAUGGAGGGAGCUAUGCUGCCCAAUUACGGUGUGGCUGAAGGCGAAGAUGACUUUAUUGAAGAAGGAAUUGUUGUAAUGGAAGAUGAUUCUCCAGUAGAAGCUGUGAGCACACCUAAUGCUCCCCGAAACCUUGCUGCGUGGAAAAUUAGCAUUCCAUAUGUAGAUUUUUUUGAGGAUCCUUCAGAGAGGAAAGAGAAAAAAGAGAGAAUUCCCGUGUUCUGUAUUGAUGUUGAAAGAAAUGAUCGAAGAGCAGUUGGGCAUGAGCCUGAACAUUGGUCCGUUUAUAGAAGAUAUCUUGAAUUCUAUGUGCUUGAAUCAAAACUAACAGAAUUUCAUGGAACAUUUCCUGAUGCCCAGCUUCCCUCCAAGAGGAUCAUUGGCCCAAAGAAUUAUGAAUUCUUAAAGUCAAAGAGAGAAGAAUUUCAGGAAUAUCUACAGAAACUUCUGCAGCACCCAGAAUUGAGUAAUAGUCAACUUUUGGCAGAUUUUCUGUCCCCUAAUGGUGGGGAAACACAAUUUCUUGAUAAGAUACUUCCAGAUGUAAAUCUUGGGAAAAUUAUAAAGUCUGUUCCUGGAAAACUAAUGAAAGAGAAAGGUCAGCAUUUGGAACCUUUCAUCAUGAAUUUCAUUAAUUCUUGUGAAUCUCCAAAGCCCAAACCAAGUAGACCAGAAUUGACCAUUCUCAGCCCUACUUCAGAAAACAACAAGAAGCUUUUCAAUGAUCUGUUUAAGAAUAAUGCAAACCGUGCUGAGAAUAUAGAGCGAAAACAAAAUCAGAAUUAUUUUAUGGAGGUGAUGACUAUAGAGGGAGUCUACGAUUACCUGAUGUAUGUAGGACGGGUGGUUUUCCAGGUUCCUGACUGGCUUCAUCAUCUAUUAAUGGGAGCUCGAAUCCUCUUUAAAAACACCCUGGAAAUGUAUACUGACUACUAUCUUCACUGUAAACUACAACAGCUCUUUCAGGAGCACCGUUUGGUCUCACUCAUAACACUUCUCAGAGAUGCUAUAUUCUGUGAAAAUACUGAACCUCGCUCCCUCCAGGAUAAGCAAAAAGCGGCAAAAAAGACAUUUGAAGAAAUGAUGAAUUAUAUUCCAGAUCUAAUAGUCAAGUGUAUUGGUGAAGAAACAAAGUAUGAAAGCAUCAGACUUCUAUUUGAUGGUUUACAGCAGCCAGUACUCAACAAGCAGCUGACGUACGUUUUAUUGGACAUUGUGAUACAAGAACUGUUUCCAGAGCUUAAUAAGGUACAAAAGGAAGUUACCUCCAUGACAUCGUGGAUGUAAUUUGGUAUAGAAUAACUAUUUGAAAUUUUUAUCAUACUAGUGUAAUAGAAGUGUACUUUUUUUCUUUUACUAUUAUAUAUUCUGGUUUGUUUGUUUGUUUGUUUUUUGAUACAGGAUCUUGCUGUGUAGUACAGGCUGUCUUUGAGUUCACUAUGUAUCCCAGGCUGGCCUUGAACUCACAGUGAUCCUCCUGCCUCAGCCUCUCCAGUGCUGGGAUUACAGGCAUUUGCUACCAUGCUCAGCUAUGUAUUCUUAUUUGUCUUGUAUAUUUCAUUGUCCAACAUUUUAAUUAUUUUGUGUUUGAAUAAAGACUAAUACGUACUUAAUGAUUAAAGUGAUGAGGUUUCAUAGCUUUUCAUUUUAUACCUGUUUCCAGAUUUCACAAAAAUGUGUGUCACUGAACUACCAUUUUUUAAAGAGAAAAUUCGUACUUCCUUUAGGGCAAACAGAUAAGAUUGAUAAUCUUUGUAUUGUAUCACUUUGAAAAUAAUUUUUCAGUGUGGAAAAAGUAAGAUCUGACUUGCUUUCCAGUUUUUUGUUAAUAUAUUAGAUUUGUUUACCUUUUUUAUGUUGUACAUAGUUAAUUGUAAAUAAAUUUCUCCUAUGAGAUUUCUGUUAUACAGAGGGUUUAUCCUUAUCCUUAUGACUGACAGAUGUUAGUCCUGCUCUGUGUGAAAACUGAAUACUUAACAGACAUUUGUUACCGUGUAGUUAUAACUAAAGUGACCUGAAUUGUGUAUUACUAUAUUCCAAAACUUAUAUUUACUGUGUAGUUCAGGCUGGCCUUGAACUUGCUGCAGUCCUCCUGCCUUAGCUUGUUGAGUAUUGGGAUUAUACAUAUGCACCACUGUACCUAGCUUUUAAAAGAUUAUUUUUUAAAGAUUGUAUGUUUGGUUUAAUAGUGCACUUGUAAUUCCAGUUAUUUAGCAGAGGCAAGAGGAUGUAAGUUUGAGGGCAGCCUGGGCAACUUAGUGAGGCUUUGUUUCAAAAUAAAAAAUAAAAAGGUCUGGAAAUGUAGUGCAGUAGUAUAGCUCUUGACUGUUAUAUGUGAAGUCCUGAAUUCAAGCCCAGGAUUUCCAAGAAAUUAAAAAGAUUCAGUGUUUUGAAUUUUACUUAGAAUUUUUCACUGUGUUAUAUUUUGUCCCUGAAAUAAAUUUGUUAAGAUUAUGUUGCACUUGGUUGUUGGUUUUAGUGUUAUUUCAGAAUGUAUUUAUUGUGCUACAUGUAUUAAAUUCUAAACUGUGUUAGGGAACUCUGUAUAUUACUUAGAAAAUGAACACACUCAAUGAUAACUAUAUACUUUUUCCCAAAAUUUCAAAAAAUGUCCCUGAAGUGUACAAUGUUUUUAAAAAAGUUUUGCUAGUAGUUCUAUAAUUUUUUUUAACUACUUGAGUGCUUUAGAAUAUGCCUGGUUCUCUGUGAACCACUGGUUUAGUAGUAAGCCUUAAACAAAUUCACUAAUUUCUCAGGAAUGGAGAAAAAUUAAUCAGGCUAAUCAUUUCAAUCCAUAGCAAUUUGAACAUUAUUGAAAAUGUAAUGAACUGGAAAAAUAAAGUGUUUCACAGUUUUUUAAUGCUAUCCUCAUCUAAUUUUCUUCUUUUUUGAAAAAAAAAAUUACCUAUUCUUAAAUUAUGGUAUUCUGUUUAUUUUGGUAAGAAAAAACUAUGCUAGAGGCCCAAAUGGCAGAGCCUUGAGUGUUAGCAACUCAGCUUCUCCAGAACAAAAUCUCUAUAGAGUCUGGGAAACAGUAACUUACAAAGAGACUAUAGUGAGUGCAGGUUAUCUGGGAACAACAGGGAAACAGACAGGAGAAGAAAAUAUGAUGAAGUGAUACAGAAGAAACAGUUCAGAGUGCAGAGGACAGAUGGCCACCAAAGGCUGUCUAGCUGCCACCUGGGAGACGAAGUGAAGCUGACAACUGUUUUGCUCUGGGAGAACCAGAGAACUGCCUGGGGAUCAAAAGAAUCAUUUGCAGUUGGAAUCAGCAAGGAAAUGCAGAACGCUGCUUCCAGAGCAGCCUUCCACAGUCUACAGUUGUUGAGUGACCUGCAUACAAGCACCUGCAGCUGCAACAGCACAGCGUAAGCCGGCAGGAACACCGCUGUAGGGGAAGGAAGAGUGUUUGAACCUGUGUUCCAUAGCACCCCUUACCUGCAUCACAUUGCCGUGUUCCCAGAGUGGAUGAGGGAAGAUAGUCAUGGGAGACUGCUGGCUGGCAGUUAGAGAGCAGAAGAGGAGGAAGGGCAGGCUGGUGAACACAGACUGAGUUCCACAGGCUUGAAAGUUCACAUUGGUGCCGUGUUCUCACUGUAAGCAGAUCUCUGUAGCCAGCACCAUCUGAGGAUAGACUGCCGCCCUAGACCUGCAGCAUGAACACAGACAUGUCUUGGCAUGAGUUGUACUCCUUAACUCUAGCCUGAGGAAAAGAGCCAUGCAUUCAAAAGAAUAAAAACGUUCUCACAUUA